Rosa rugosa (rugosa rose) is the source of this 2996-nucleotide messenger RNA. Its product is annotated as probable RNA-dependent RNA polymerase 3. Gene Ontology annotation, cellular component: nuclear RNA-directed RNA polymerase complex. Gene Ontology annotation, molecular function: RNA-directed RNA polymerase activity. The record is from RefSeq and is a predicted model, not a curated record. Gene Ontology annotation, biological process: siRNA processing. NCBI's taxonomy places the organism in Eukaryota, Viridiplantae, Streptophyta, Magnoliopsida, Rosales, Rosaceae. The transcript has 21 exons. The coding region runs from base 24 to 2996 and encodes 990 amino acids.
CAGUGCCCUUCAACCAAGCAGCCAUGUUCGGCUUCCAGCUACUCGACUCCGUGCAGCAAUCGCUGGAUCGAAUAUGCCAACUUAAGAAGCAACCGCAGCCGGACGACGGCAUCAGAAGAAAGCUGGCAUUGCUGAGCGAGCAAGACGCCCUCUACGUGCUGGACCAAAUUUACAACAGCAAAACUGAGAUCAGAACCCUCAAUGGAUUCAUUGUUUGGAUUUUUUACUUUCUUUGUCAACCACUCUAUUCUUCAGCUUCUCCUUCUGAAGCUUUCCAGACUUCUUAUUAUCAGAGUGAGACUGUCACUCACUCCCCAGUUCUAUACCAUCCUGGUGACCAUGGACCAUCACACUUAGAAGCUCUGGGAGAACUCGAGUUCAGAAGACAAUUUCUAAUAUUAAGUUAUGCUGGAGGAACGAAGUUAAAAGAUGUAAUAGAAGUGGAGGCUAUUAGGCGCUGGAAAAAUUUGCCAAUGGUAAACUUCGAGACCAAAGUUUGGCAUGCUUUGGGUGAAAACAAUGUUGGCAAGGCUGACCGACGAUUGUAUUCUGAUUGGGAUUCUCAAAGAACACACCACUACUAUUGUUAUGUUUCCGUGGAUGGGAGUUGCAAGUUCAAGGGUCCCUUCCUAGACAAACCAAGAACUCUCCUACAGAAAUGGUUAGACGAUGACAAUGUUUUAGAGGUGAAAUUUACCCAAGGGGAAGGUUCCAGUAGUCUUUUUGAUAAUAAUUAUGGUACAUAUAGCAAGUUAAUGCGAGAAGGCAUUCUUGUUGGUUUGCGGCGAUAUGGUCACUUUGUGUACAGUGUUGGUGGUAACAAAGGAAAGAAUAAGUUGAAAGACCCAACUUCAUCACCUGUGAAAUGUUACUUUGUUCGUAUGAGCUCUGAUGCAGCGAUAGACAUGGGUAAAUUCUAUAAGUUAGCUGGCAAAACGAUGCAUGAAGGUAGAUCUCUUUUGACGCACGUACACACUGGGCCUAGUUUGGCUAAUUACAUGGCUAGGUUAUCUCUCAUUUUGUCCAAGACAGUUACUUUAGAAGUGAAUUGGUCACUUGUCAAGGUUGAGUUCAUCAAUGAAGAAUACUGUCUCGAUGAGUCUGGUAAUCCCAUCUAUGUAGAUGGAAAAGCUCGUAUACAUACUGAUGGCACGGGAUUUAUAUCUGAGGAUCUGGCUUUACUUUGUCCUGAGAUAGCACACAAAGGAGAGCUUAUCAAUAAUGAACACAUCGAGGGACUUGAUGAUCCUGAUGAUGAACUUGAGGACAACAUUCUGGAAUGGAAACAGCCAGGCACUAGAACUCAGGAACUGCCUUUGCUCAUGCAGUUCCGACUUUUUUACAAAGGCUAUGCUAUCAAAGGAACUUUUCUUGUCAAUAAACUGCUUCCACCAAACACAUUGCAGAUUCGACCGUCAAUGGUCAAAGUUGAGCCAGAUCCAAAAUUGUCAGAUCCUCAAACAGUGAAUUCACUGGAGAUAGUAGGAAGUAGGAACAAGGUAGAUCCAUCUAAACUUACUAAGAGAACAACUUUGUCGAGGAACUUGAUUGCACUUUUAUACCAUGGAGGGGUGCCAAAAGAAUACUUCAUCGAGUUACUUAUGAAAGCUUUAGAAGAGACUCGUGAUGUUUAUAGCAAUAAACGUGCAGCAUUCAGAGUUGCCCUUAGAUAUGGCGAGAUCGACGACAAUAGUAAUGUUGCGAAAAUGAUCUCCUGUGGUAUUCCUCUUGAAGAACCAUAUGUGCAAUAUCGUCUUUCAGCCCUUAUGAACAUGGAAAAUAUCAAUCUUAAAAAAGGGAAAAUUUGUAUUCCUGAAUCAUACUAUUUGAUGGGGACAGCUGAUCCAACAGGAAAACUUGAAAAAGAUGAAGUUUGCAUUAUCCUAAAAGAUGGACAACUGUCGGGAAAGGUUCUAGUGUACCGGAAUCCUGGUGUACACUUCGGUGAUAUUCAUGUCCUAAAAGCCACGUAUGUCAAGGAACUAGAGUCUGUUGUUGGAAAUGCCAAGUACGGUAUAUUCUUCUCUUGUAAAGGUCCACGUUCUGUUGCGGAUGAAAUGGGUGGUGGAGAUUUUGAUGGUGAUCUAUACUGGAUCUCAAGAAACCCUCAGCUGUUGGAAUUGUUUAAACCAAGUGAACCUUGGAUUGAAAAGUCAUCUACCCAAAAAGUUCAUGGUAAAAGACCAACCGAGCUUUCAAAUGUUGAUCUAGAAGAUGAGCUCAUCAAACUAUUCUUGAAGACUAGGUUUGAACCAAGCUUCACAAUGAGUGAGGCAGCUCAACACUGGAUGGUUUGGAUGGAUAAAUUUUUGAGUUUAGGAGAUACGAGUAUUGAUGAGAAAAACGAACUGAAGGCAAAGAUACUUCAAUUGAUUGAUAUUUACUAUGAAGCUCUCGACGCACCCAAAAAAGGUUUUAAGGUUGUAGUUCCAAAAGAAUUGAAGGUGAAAAAGUUCCCACAUUUCAUGGAGAAGAAACCCCUAGAUUCCUACCAUUCAAUUUCCAUUUUGGGAUCAAUUUAUGAUAAGGUGGAUGAAUAUGAAACAGAAGACAGAUCUCUCAAAGAAAUUCAGAAACUUCCUCUUUUUGAAGUUGACGUUCCUGAGGGUAGCUUGAAAGAAUGGAAGAAACUAUACCAAGAUUACCGGAAUGAGAUGACAUCUGCCAUGGGAGCCGAAGAUAAACAGGGCCAGAAUCAGGCAGCCAAUAUUGUCAUAAGAAAGUAUAAAGAGAUCCUAUACAAGGCUGAGGAGUUUGAGCAAAGUGAUAUGCGGCACAGACAACAAAUAUAUAAUGGCGCACUCGCUAUUUAUCACGUUUGUUAUGACUAUGCCAAGAGUGUUAGGACUGAAACUGGUGCACAAGAUGUCAAGAAAUGUGGCUUUGCUUGGAAAGUUGCAGGUGCAGCUCUAUGCCAGCUUCACGAAGACUGGAGUUUGAAACCUGGUGAAAAGGUUUUCAGAGUCUUACCCUCUGUUUUGAAGGACAUUAUGUAA